AACCCUAUUGAUCUUCACGCGUGUACAAGAAGACACAUUGCACAGAGUGGCUGGUAGCAACAGUUCCCCUCCUCUUGGUUUUCUCAUAUACGAAGUCGUUAUGAGUUCCACAAUCCUUCAUUGCUGUCGAGGUAUAUGCAGUGAGUACGUUCGACUUGAACAGGAGUAGUGGCGGGUCUCAAAAGGAGGUUUCCAAAGGCAAGCGACCAACAUUUGAUAGCCAUACCAGAUGUUGCUAUGGUUAUGGAGGAGAAGCCAUCUGAAGGUUGUCAUUGUCGCCUGCCUUGUUAUAGGUUUAUGGUUGAUGGCAAGUGGGAACAAGAAUUUAAACGACCUUGAAAAUCGUGAUAAUUACAUACCUCACAUGGUCAAGCCUCAAGAUCAGGAUCACGACCUUCCGCAGGAUCUGCCCAAAGAGCAGAAGGAGAUCCCACGGGUGGACAGCAUUGAAGCCGUCUUAAAGAAGGGAGAACUUGGAAAUUAUGAACCCCCCAAAACAGAAGUACACUCUGGACCAGGCGAACUUGGAAGCGGGGUUUAUGUGAAAACACAUGACGAAGAGUCCAUCAAAAAGUAUGGAUGUGACAUGAGUGUGAGUGACAAGAUCUCACUGGACCGAUCUCUUCCUGACACAAGAGACACAGAGUGCAAGUUCUGGCACUACUCGACCAGUCUGCCCAGUGCCUCUGUGGUCGUCGUAUUCUACAACGAAGGCAACACGACCCUCCUGAGGACUGUCCACAGCAUCAUCAACAGAUCCCCGUCCUCGCUCCUGAAGGAAGUGGUCCUUGUGGACGACGCCAGCACAGUUGAUCACCUGAAGACGCCCCUAGAAACCUACAUCCAGCGUUUCAACGGGUUGGUCAAAUUGUACCGGAACAAAGAGAGACUUGGGCUUAUAGGUGCCCGGAUGAGGGGAGCAAGGGAGGCAACCGGAGAUGUCUUUGUUGUACUGGACUCACACUGUGAAUGUAACGUGAAUUGGUUACCUCCCCUGUUACAGAGAAUUGCUCUCAACAGGAAGACCUUAGCUCUACCAACUGUAGACUACAUCCAAUACUCCAACUUACUUUACUAUGCAUUGCCGUUACUCGGGCAAAAGAAAGGUGUGUUUGAUUGGGGCUUUAACUACAAGCAGAUACCACUAACAGCUGAGGAGAAAGCCAGACAGACGCACUCAACGGAACCGCAUAAAUCUCCAACGCACGCAGGUGGCCUUUUUGCUAUGAACCGAGAGUAUUUUCAUGAAAUUGGCGGAUAUGAUUCCAGUCUUCAGGUGUGGGGUGGGGAAAACUUUCAGCUGUCUUUCAAGGUAUGGAUGUGUGGGGGUCAGAUAGAGUGGGUGCCGUGCUCCAGGGUGGGGCACAUCUAUCACCCCUACAUCCCCUACAGCGUCAACAUCGCCGCCACGGACACAAUCAAGAUACCCGCAAUACGGCAUAAUUAUCUCCGAGUUGCGGAGGGUUGGAUGGAUGAAUACAAGGACAACUUUUACAUUCGGGAGCCUGACUUACGGGGGUAUCACGUUGACGUGUCUGACCAGUGGGAGCUGAGACGGAAACUCGGCUGCAAAAGCUUCAAGUGGUACAUGGAGAAUAUCGCCCCUGACAUGUUGCUGUACUUCCCGCAACUUCUACCGAAUAUACAGUGGGGAAUGAUACGCCUUAAGGGGACAAACAGUUGUCUAUGGAAAUAUAACAGAUCUGUGAAAGUGACAACAUGUGACGGUCGAGCUGACGAGAUCUUUCGUCGGAAUACAAAAGGACAAAUAGCUUUAGGUGAAGACUGUAUAGCAGCUAGAGUACAAAAGACAAUUACUCUGAAGUUCAGGCACUGCGCAGGUCCUGAUAAUGAACCGUGGAACUGGAUUCAGGACACGUACCAAAUUCGACACACGGAGAAAGAUCUUUGUAUAAAGGGGUCAUCUACAUCCGGGGAUGUCGUGUUGGAGCCAUGUGAUCAAACCAGUAUGGACCAGAAAUGGACAGUUGAGACAUACUAUUCCUGGAAGAACAACACGUGACAAGUGUCCCAAAGUGCUCCCUUCAUGUGUAAAGUUCUCGCGAAGGCUAUUUACAGAGGAAACAUAAGACUGAUACGAAUAUAUUUGGUUUUCUUACGUAUUUUGUACAGGCUCUAUUAGAAACCUCUGAGGAAAGUUA
Molecule: messenger RNA, 2162 nt
Organism: Haliotis rufescens (red abalone)
Lineage: Eukaryota; Metazoa; Mollusca; Gastropoda; Lepetellida; Haliotidae
Product: probable N-acetylgalactosaminyltransferase 7
Exons: 13
Coding region: 230-2023 (597 amino acids)
Cellular component (GO): Golgi apparatus
Source: RefSeq, a predicted model, not a curated record